Bubalus bubalis (water buffalo) is the source of this 2317-nucleotide messenger RNA. RefSeq names its product serine protease 16 (gene PRSS16). Bases 1 to 1551 code for a protein of 516 amino acids. Gene Ontology annotation, biological process: proteolysis. NCBI's taxonomy places the organism in Eukaryota, Metazoa, Chordata, Mammalia, Artiodactyla, Bovidae. Gene Ontology annotation, cellular component: lysosome; endosome. The record is from RefSeq and is a predicted model, not a curated record. The transcript has 12 exons. Gene Ontology annotation, molecular function: serine-type exopeptidase activity; dipeptidyl-peptidase activity.
AUGGACAUCGGGCCUAUACCAUGGCUGGGCCCUCUGCUCCUGGUUUCCCUCUGGGCAUCCUCAGCUCCAGCUUCCCUCCUUCGGCGCCUUGGUGAGCACAUCCUGAGGUUUCAGGAGAGCUCAGCCUUGGGCCUGGGCCUGGGCCCAGAUUCUGUGACCCUCCCAAAAGAGGGGUGGUUGGAGCAGCCACUGGACCCCUUCAAUGCCUCUGACAGACGCUCCUUCCUGCAGCGGUACUGGGUAAAUGACCAACAUUGGACCAGCCAAGAUGGACCUGUAUUCCUGCAUCUGGGGGGUGAAGGCAGCCUUGGACCUGGUUCAGUGAUGAGAGGGCACCCUGCAAAUCUGGCCCCAAUCUGGGGGGCCCUGGUGAUAAGUCUGGAACAUAGAUUUUAUGGCCUGAGUAUACCUGCUGAGGGGCUGGACAUGGCCCAGCUCCGCUUCUUGUCCAGCCGCCAUGCGCUGGCGGAUGCGGCCUCUGCCCGCCUCACACUCUCCCGCCUCUUCAACGUCUCCUCCACCAGCCCCUGGAUCUGCUUUGGAGGUUCCUAUGCUGGCUCCCUGGCUGCCUGGGCCCGGCUAAAGUUUCCCCAUCUCUUUUUUGCCUCCAUCGCCUCUUCCGCUCCGGUGCGGGCCUUACUGGAUUUCUCCAAGUAUAAUGACGUGGUGUCUAGAAGCCUAAUGAACACUGCGAUUGGCGGAUCCCUGGAGUGCCGGGCGGCGGCGUCCGCAGCCUUUGCGGAGGUGGAGCGGCGGCUGCGCGCGAGCGGGGGGGCUCGGGCAGCGCUGAGCGUGGAGCUGGGAGCGUGCGGGUCCCUGGAGCGCGCUGAGGACCAGGCAGAGCUUCUGGGGGCGCUGCAGGCACUCGUGGGAGGUGCGGUGCAGUACGAUGGGCAAGCUGGAGCGCCCCUGAGUGUGCGACAGCUCUGCAGACUCCUCCUCGGGGAUCGGGGCAACUGCAAGGGCAACUGCAGCGGCCCUGCACCCUACCGCGGGCUUCGUCGGGCAGUGCAGGUUGUCACACACAGCCUGGGUCAGAGGUGUUUAAGCAUUCCUCGAGCAGAGACAGUGGCACAGCUGAGGGUCACAGAACUCCAAGUGUCCAGCGUGGGUGACCGGCAGUGGUUGUACCAAACUUGUACCGAGUUCGGCUUCUACGUCACCUGUGAGGUCCCCGGGUGCCCUUUCUCCCAGCUCCCAGCUCUGCCCUCCGAGCUUGAGCUAUGUGAACAGGUGUUUGGGCUUUCAACCUCAUCUGUAGCUCAGGCUGUGGCCCAGACCAACUCCUAUUAUGGUGGCCAGACCCCAGGAGCCACCCAAGUGCUAUUUAUUAAUGGGGAUACAGACCCCUGGCAUGUGCUAAGUGUGACACAGCCUUUGGGACCCUCCGAGCCAGCCCUUCUCAUCCCUAGUGCUUCUCAUUGCUUGGACAUGGCACCUGAGAGACCCUCAGAUUCCCCGAGCCUCCGCCUUGCGCGACGGAAAAUCUCCCAGCAGCUGCAGACCUGGCUUGGGCUGGCAAAGAAGAGCCAAGUUAGGGGUGCUGUCUGAAUCCUACACCCUCACCAACUCCAGAAGGGCUACUUCAGUCCUGGAUGUAUCCAUUUAUUCGACAAGAAAAGGCAACUUGUUCUGAAAGAGGAAAUUCCCAGGAAUUCAUAUUUAGCAACUGUCCUGCAUAAAACCAUCCUAUGUCUGCAAAAUCCUCACUCCUGACUAAAAGUGCUUUGUUACAAAGAGUUAUAUAAAUUAAGUGAUUAUUCUCAAUGUUCUGUCAUUUUUGUUCAGUCACAAAGCCGUGUCCGACUCUUUGGGACCCUGUGAACUGUAGCCUGCCAGGCUCCUCUGUUCAUGGAAUUCUCCAGACAAGAAUACUGAAGUGGGUUGCCAUUCCCUUCUCCACAACUCAAUGUGAAUAUUAUUUUAAAUGUCAAAUAAACAUGGCUCUUUACGCUCAUCUCCUCCCCCUGAAAAUCAGCUUCAGGCUCAAAUUCUGUUCAAGUACUGGGCUGGGUGCCUUGCUGCCUGUCUGUCUCUGGACUUCAGACCCUGACCUGUCUCUGCUUCUCACUGUUGCUCUCACUGGACCCCCCUCCCACAGUCUCCUCCUGCCUGAACUCUCUCUGGCUCUAACUGUCUCUCAAUCUGCUCCUGUUUCUCUGAAUAUCUUCAUUUCUGUCUCUCUCUGUGUCUUAGUCUGGUUCUCUUUCUUGCUCUUCGUCUCUGUCUCGGCCCUUGUUGCUCAUUCAGUAUCUCUCUACUUUCCUCCCCUCUUGCUUGCUCUGUCCUUACUUAUCUCCAUUGCUCUAUUUCUGUC